AUGGUCUCUUGGCUUAGUCUGCGUGGCUCCUCUGAAAACAUUGACGGCGGCAAUCCCUCAAAGUAUGAGAAGAUUGGAUGUGCCACUGCUCGGGAUCGCGGUGCUGCGGUGCGGGCGAGGGAGAAAGACGGUUGUGUUGGAAGGGGCAGAAUAACUUGGGCGGUUAUUCGAAGGCGUUUCUCCUGCAGUAGCGUGGCAGCUCGAUGUAUGCCGGGUGAAUUGCUGGAAAGAUCCACCUACACCACGGCAAUAAAGCGAUUUGUGCUGCUUGCCGCCUUACUUGCCCUGCAGUCUGGCUCGCAAUUGGUGUUGCAGCGGCACGAGGAGCUCAUAACGAACCAGGUGGCGAUUGUGCUUUUCAUGGGCAUGGUUGUCGGGGCCGGGGGGAACGCAGGCAACCAGGCAGCGGUUGCGGUCAUCACGGCCGUCCUGGCCUCCAGUGAGUGUAGCAGUGGCGGGGGUGAGGCUCCACUACGAAGCACAGAGUGCACCAUAGUAGACUGUUCACCGUCCGAGAGCGGCUACCCCCUCUCCGUGCUCAAAUCGCCCCACGUCUCUUGCAACCUGCGGUUAUCGAGAUGGGAGGUGCCUGUGAUCCGCUUUCCUUGGUUCCUGCGCCUGAAAAGACUACUGCCGCAGUGGUGUGGGAAAGCGUUGACUACUGACGGUGGUGGUGCCAGUAAAAGAAGACGUCGACCAGUGGUAUUGUCCCUCCCUGCCGUCCUGCGACACGAGUUGAUUGUUGCUUUUUUUUGUAGCCUUAUCCUUAUGUGCAUUGGGGCGCUGCGGGUGAUUUUGUUUCUCUGGUUGGAUGCUGCUGGUAAUAGUGAAGCACACCCCACCAGGGCGCUCAAGAACGUAUCCUCUUGGCCAACAGUAACGCAGUGGAGCAAUGGCUCAGUGCUCGUGAUGGCGCUUUCCCUUUCCCUCUUUUUUAUUGUUCUAACCUCCGUGUUGAUUGGCGCAACACUACCGUAUGUACUGGACUUCAUUGGGGUUAACAUUGAGCAUGCCGCCCCCAUUGUGCAGGUGGUAAUGGACCUCUUGGGUACGUGGUUGUGCUGUGCGACGUGCAGUGCUCUCUUACCCUCCCGAAGAAUGGGGGAUACGUGA
This is a messenger RNA of Trypanosoma conorhini, 1113 nucleotides long. RefSeq names its product Mg transporter. The transcript has a single exon. Gene Ontology annotation, molecular function: monoatomic cation transmembrane transporter activity. Gene Ontology annotation, biological process: monoatomic cation transport. The record is from RefSeq and is a predicted model, not a curated record. Bases 1 to 1113 code for a protein of 370 amino acids. Lineage: Eukaryota; Euglenozoa; Kinetoplastea; Trypanosomatida; Trypanosomatidae.